UCCCGGGUCCAGACUGGAGAGUUGUGCUGCCAGCUGCAGUCGUCGACCACACCGCUGACGUCCAACCCAUAUCGGAGAUGAAACCUACAUUUCGUGCACUCCAGACGCUCGAUCGCUGCACAAUGCGGGCCCGGACAACGGCAUUCAUUGGCCUGGGUCGCAUGGGCUCUGAGAUGGCGCACAACCUCUUCCUUAACAAGUUCUCCGAGUCUCCGGACUUUGGGUUUGUCGUAUGUGAUGCAAUUCCGGAGAGUGCUGUAUCCUUUCAACGCAGCUUCUUAUCUCGAUUUCCAGAGGCACUCAUCGAAGUAGUUCGCACUCCGGAGGAAGCAGUCCGGGCGUCCGCAACCGUCGUAACGAUGCUACCCUCCUCUCCGGAAGUUCAAACCGUAUAUACAGAAUCCAACGGGGAUCAUACCCGCCCUACGACGUUGCUUAUUGACUCCACCACCCUUGACGUGGAUGUCGCGCGGCGAGUUGCUGGCGCUGCCGAGGAGUCGAAAGCACUCAUGAUCGACGCGCCUGUGUCAGGGGGCGUCGCUGGUGCCAAGGCAGGUACACUGUCUUUCCUGGUCGGUGGGACAGAAGCAGCGUUCCGGAAAGCAGAACCAAUUCUGUCCCAUAUGGGGAAACGGAUCAUUUAUUGUGGAUCAUCAGGUGCAGGGCUUAGUGCAAAGAUCUGCAAUAAUCUGGUUCUUGGUGUGCAACAGAUCGUCGUUGCCGAAGCCAUGCUUCUCGGCCAAGCGUUAGGCUUGGACCCCGCCGUGCUUGCUGGUGUCAUAAACAGUUCGACGGGUGCCUGUUGGGCCUCCUCAGUCAACAACCCAGUUCCGUCAUCUCUUCCAGACAAGUCACCACCCUGUGAAAGGGACUAUGAAGGUGGAUUUGCCACUGCCCUUAUGAUCAAGGACAUGCGACUUGCCACCGACAUCGCAAGUGCUCGGAGGAGCCCCCUUCCGCUUGGGCAGGCCGCGAGAGACUUGUAUGCCCGUGUGUUGAAAGUAUCCCCUGAGCUUGCAAGGAAAGACUUCUCGUCUGUAUACCGAUACCUGAAGGACCUUAGUGGAGAUGGCCACGAUUGAGCCCGUGGAUAUAUAUAUAUAAUUGACAUAUUGUCAGCCUGUUUUCAAUGCUAUCAGGAGUGUUGUUCCUUUGUCGUGGC
Pisolithus orientalis is the source of this 1162-nucleotide messenger RNA. RefSeq names its product 3-hydroxyisobutyrate dehydrogenase. The record is from RefSeq and is a predicted model, not a curated record. NCBI's taxonomy places the organism in Eukaryota, Fungi, Basidiomycota, Agaricomycetes, Boletales, Pisolithaceae. The transcript has 5 exons. Gene Ontology annotation, cellular component: mitochondrion. Gene Ontology annotation, biological process: L-valine catabolic process. Gene Ontology annotation, molecular function: 3-hydroxyisobutyrate dehydrogenase activity; NAD binding; NADP binding. The coding region runs from base 78 to 1082 and encodes 334 amino acids.